UCCUCCGUUUAAACCUCAGAAAUAGCAAGACCGAAAAAAAAAGCACAAGCAAAAAUUGAGAAAAAAAUGGGUGAUUGUAUGAGGAACUGUAAACGAAGUGCAGAAGCAGCUGAAAUGGAAGCUUCAAGCACGAGCUUCUCAUUAUCAAAGAGAAGAAAAACUGUUGGUUCUCGAGAAUUGCAAGAAUUAGAGUUAACUUCACCGGACAUUGAGCUCGGAACCACUCGCAUCCUUUCAAAUUCGCUGAACAAGCCUAUUUACUUAGCUACUUCCUCGGGUUCUUGUGGAGUGCUUGCCGGAGAUAUGUGUUCCGGUCUCUUCUCCGGCGAUUCAUCGGCUUCUCGUUGUUCGAGCAACGAGUCGUGUGAUAUUCUCAAAGAUAGCUUGAGAUUCGUAGAUCUAGAGGCAAAGAGUUUUGAAACUGAAAUCUCAACGUGCACCAACGUCAACAAAUUCAGUAGAGAAACACCUCCCUUAAGCGAGCAUUGUGGAGACUCGGACGAAAUGCAAUCGCCUGAGAAAAAACCUCCGCCGUCAACGACGAAACCGCCGAAGAUUCCGUCACAAGCUGAGAUCGACGAAUUCUUCUCCGUCGCGGAAAAGUACGAGCAAAAACGAUUUGCAGAGAAGUACAAUUAUGAUAUCGUCAAGGAUGUGCCUCUCGACGGUCGAUACCAGUGGCUUCGCCUAAAGCCUUGAAGACAAAGAAAAAGAAAUGUUAGAGUUACACAAGGCAACACGGAAACCACAUUUGACAAAAGAAACGACAUGGGGAUGACGUUGACGUGGCGAUCUCUGGUUUGUUUGUUAUUCACUAAAUUGUACAGUUUUCCCUUUAUUUCGCCAUUUUGUAAUUUAAGGAUGUGACAUUCCAAAGAGCUUAUUCUGAGAAUCCUUUUGGAAGUUCAGACCAAUUUGGAAAAUAAAAUUCACUAAUUUCUCUCUC
This is a messenger RNA of Gossypium raimondii (Peruvian cotton), 946 nucleotides long. Its product is annotated as cyclin-dependent kinase inhibitor 7. Gene Ontology annotation, biological process: negative regulation of cyclin-dependent protein serine/threonine kinase activity. Gene Ontology annotation, cellular component: nucleus. Gene Ontology annotation, molecular function: cyclin-dependent protein serine/threonine kinase inhibitor activity. The record is from RefSeq and is a predicted model, not a curated record. The transcript has 4 exons. NCBI's taxonomy places the organism in Eukaryota, Viridiplantae, Streptophyta, Magnoliopsida, Malvales, Malvaceae. Bases 67 to 699 code for a protein of 210 amino acids.